Messenger RNA from Pungitius pungitius (ninespine stickleback), 2936 nucleotides. It is a transcript of the gene tbx3a, whose product is annotated as T-box transcription factor 3a. The record is from RefSeq and is a predicted model, not a curated record. The coding region runs from base 755 to 2917 and encodes 720 amino acids. The transcript is spliced from 7 exons. Gene Ontology annotation, biological process: cell fate specification; positive regulation of DNA-templated transcription; regulation of transcription by RNA polymerase II. Gene Ontology annotation, cellular component: nucleus. NCBI's taxonomy places the organism in Eukaryota, Metazoa, Chordata, Actinopteri, Perciformes, Gasterosteidae. Gene Ontology annotation, molecular function: DNA-binding transcription factor activity, RNA polymerase II-specific; RNA polymerase II cis-regulatory region sequence-specific DNA binding.
GCCACAGAGGCGCUAGGAAAAUCACGGAGCUGGGACCUUACCACCUCUCUCUCUCACUCCCUUUCUCCCCCUCUCUCUCUCUCUCUCUCUCUCACUCACUCACUGGCCGUCAGCGGACUCCUUUCUCUGCACACGUCUUUCUCUGAAAUGUGUGUGUGCGUGAAAGAGAGAGGAGGAAUAAAGUGUGUGCGCGCGCGCGAGGGUGCAUGUCCGGAGCAAGUAAAGGCAGGGGGAUUAUUCGGCGCUAUCGAAAUAUUUCAACACGUCGCCCGUCGCUGCAGGACUGAAGCCAAUAAGAAGGAACGCUUUUUAACGGGAAUGCCGAUAUUGUAAACAGCAGCAGAAGAGAAAGAAUGCACUGCAGUCAAUUAAGUGACUCACCCAAGUUGGUUUAAUUCGACUAAUGUCCGCGAGCCAGCGAGACACGGAAAGGUGUCCGGUGCGCGUCGACCUCUGAAGAAAAUCGGUCUCGCAGCACUUUUCCAGAAUUAUGGAGAACAUUUUUACAUUUCUGCCUCCAGACUUUUAAACAUAACGCACCAAGAGACUUGAGAGAUUCGCCGACAAUUCGUGAAAAAGCGGUCAUUUUUUUCUGCAUAGCUGAAGUAGGAGUUUCCGAAGCUUUCCGACUUCAGAUUCAUUUUUUCAUCUUUUUUUUUUUGUUGGUCUUCAUCGAACUGCUGGUAAACAACAACAAAAAAGAACAUCUCGUUUCGCAUCAACCCAGUCGUCUCCAGUUGUUGCCUGCACUUGGAUGAACUUCCUGAUGAGAGAUCCAGUCCUACAGGGAUCGAGUAUGGCAUAUCAUCCGUUUUUACCUCACCGGGGUCCGGAAUUUGCCAUGAGCGCGAUGCUGGGUCACCAGCCUCCUUUCUUCCCGGCCCUGGCGCUCCCUCACAGCGGCUCCCUGUCUCUGCCGGGCGCCCUGGGGAAGCCGAUCAUGGACCAGCUGAUGGGAGCCGCGGAGAGCGGGCUCCACUUCUCGUCGCUGGGGCACCAGGCUGCCGCCGCCCACCUCAGGCCUCUGAAGACCCUGGAGCCCGAGGAGGAGGUGGAAGACGAUCCGAAAGUUCACCUGGAAGCCAAGGAGCUCUGGGAACUCUUCCACAAGAGGGGCACCGAGAUGGUGAUCACCAAAUCCGGAAGGCGGAUGUUCCCCCCGUUCAAAGUGAGGUGCACUGGUCUGGACAAAAAGGCCAAAUACAUUCUCUUGAUGGAUAUUGUUGCAGCCGACGACUGUAGAUACAAAUUUCAUAACUCCCGCUGGAUGGUGGCAGGGAAAGCCGACCCCGAAAUGCCAAAGAGGAUGUACAUUCACCCGGACAGUCCGGCUACUGGUGAACAGUGGAUGUCAAAAGUCGUCAAUUUUCACAAACUCAAGCUGACAAAUAACAUCUCCGACAAGCAUGGAUUUGUAAGUUCAACUAAUACCAUUCUUAACUCGAUGCACAAAUAUCAGCCUCGAUUUCACAUCGUGAGGGCCAACGAUAUUCUCAAACUCCCGUACAGUACCUUCAGGACUUACGUUUUUCCUGAAACGGAUUUCAUUGCGGUGACCGCUUAUCAAAACGACAAGAUAACCCAGCUGAAAAUUGACCAUAAUCCCUUUGCUAAAGGAUUCCGUGACACGGGCAACGGAAGACGGGAAAAGAGGAAACAGCUGGCUCUUCAGUCCAUGCGCUCGUACGAGGAGCAUCAGAAAAAGGAGACCGGGGCUUCAGACGACUCCUCCGGGGAGCAGGCUUCCUUCAAGUGCUUCGGCCAGGCCUCAUCCCCUGCCGUGUCUACCGCGGGCCCCCCGCACAUGAAAGAUUUCUGCGACAGCGACGAGGAGAGCGACGACGAGAGCAAAGACGGUCACACCAAAGAUGGCCCGGACUCAAGCAAGAUUUCCACCACCACCAAGGACGGGAAGGAUCACGAGGCGAGCCCCGCCAAGGGCCACCCUCUCAACGGCACUGACUCUAGCAGCAGGACCCGCGAAAGCGGUCCACGGACUGAGAAAAGCCAGGCAGACUCACGACAGAGCCCCGUCACCGUCAUCUCCAGCACCACUCGCUCCGGAGAAGACCUCAAGAGUCCGAGCCUGGAGCAUCCCAAAGCGGACGAGUGCAGGUCGAUAAGCAAAGACGGUUUCAUGCCUUUGACAGUUCAGACUGACAGCCCGCACAUAGGCCACGGACACAUGCCUAAUUUUGGAUUUCCAUCGGGCCUCACGGGACAACAGUUUUUCAAUCACAUCGGGAGCGCGCAUCCGUUUCUCUUGCACCCCGGUCAGUUCAACAUGGGAGGCGCGUUCUCAAACAUGGCCGCGGGCAUGGGGCCCCUGUUGGCAGCCGUGUCCACGGGAGGCGUGAGCACCAUGGACACCACUAGCAUGGCAUCGCCUUCGCAGAGCUUUACGGGAGCGCCAGGCCUGCCGUUUCAUCUGCAGCAACAUGUCUUGGCAUCGCAGGGCCUCGCCAUGUCUCCGUUCGGAAGUUUGUUCCCUUACCCGUACACGUACAUGGCCGCCGCGGCGGCAGCCUCCUCCGCCGCCGCGGCCUCCUCCGCGGCGCACCGGCACCCUUUCCUGAACGCGGUGCGCCCCCGACUCAGGUACAGCCCUUACUCCCUCCCCAUGACGGUACCGGACAGCACCUUGCUCACCACCGCGAUGCCCCCCAUGGCCGGCGGCGGCGGGACCGAGCUGAAGGGAGACGGCGUCCUCCCGGCCAGCCCGCCGUCCGGGGUCACCUUGGAUUCCACGUCGGAGGUGACCAGCCACUCGUCCUCCACCACCGUGUCCUCCGGCUCGGUCCCCAUGUCGCCAAAGACUUGCCCGGAGAAAGACGCCGCGAACGAGCUGCAGAGCAUCCAGCGGCUGGUCAGCGGGCUGGACUCGAGUCGGGACAGGGCGCGCAGCGGGUCUCCCUGAGAGGGGGGAGGAGGAGGAG